Microthlaspi erraticum is the source of this 1476-nucleotide messenger RNA. The record is from the annotation of a GenBank genome assembly. NCBI's taxonomy places the organism in Eukaryota, Viridiplantae, Streptophyta, Magnoliopsida, Brassicales, Brassicaceae.
AUGGCGAUGCCACAUCUGAGCCGGUCGAGAGACAUCGCGAGGAGGUCGACGAAGAAGUACAUCGAAGGACCGCUUUACAAUCUUCUCUUCAAGGAAGGUGGCAACGAGGUCAAUGUCAAACAGCAGCUCAAUCAGUUCCUCAAAGGCACCAAGCACGUAUUCAAAUGGGAAGUCGGAGAUACGAUCAAGAAACUCCGGAGUCGCCGCCUCUUUUACCCAGCACUCAAGCUCUCUGAAGUAAUGGAACAUAGAGGUAUGAACAAGACGGUGCCUGAUCAAGCAAUCCAUCUCGAUCUUGUAGCCAAAGCUCGUGGAAUCGUCGCCGGAGAGAAUUAUUUCGUCGGUCUUCCUGAAACAUCGAAAACCGAGCUCACGUACGGCUCUCUCUUAAACUGCUACUGCAAGGAGCUGAUGACAGAGAAAGCGGAAGGCUUACUGAGCAAGAUGAAAGAGCUCAACAUCACAGUUAGCGCCAUGUCUUACAACAGCCUCAUGACGCUUUACACAAAGACAGACCAGCCUGAGAAAGUCCCUGGAGUGAUUCAAGAAAUGAAGGCUGAGAACGUAAUGCCGGAUUCGUACACGUACAACGUAUGGAUGAGAGCAUUGGCUGCUAAAGACGAUCUCUCCGGUGUCGAGAGAGUUAUUGAAGAGAUGAACAGAGAUGGGAGAGUUGCUCCUGAUUGGACCACGUACAGCAACAUGGCGUCUAUCUACGUCGACGCGAAGCUCACUGAGAAAGCUGAGAAGGCUCUUCAGGAGCUUGAGUUGAAGAACACGAACCGAGAUUUCACGGCGUAUCAGUUUCUCAUCACUUUGUAUGGAAGAUUGGGGAAGCUUGCUGAUGUUUACAGGGUUUGGCGUUCGUUGAGGCUGGCGAUUCCGAGAACCACGAACGUAGCGUAUCUGAACAUGAUACAAGUUCUGGUGAAUCUUGAUGAUUUGCCAGGCGCAGAGACUUUGUUCAAGGAGUGGCAAGCGAACUGUUCUCCUUAUGACGUUAGGGUUGUGAAUGUGAUGAUUGGAGCUUAUGCGAAAGAAGGUCUCAUCGAGAAGGCGAGAGAGCUUAAGGAGAAAUCUCCGAGAAGAGGAGGGAAGCUUAAUGCUAAGACAUGGGAGAUCUUCAUGGACUAUUAUGUGAAGAACGGUGAUAUGGCUCAAGCGGUUGAAUGUAUGUCGAAGGCGGUUAAACUCGGGAAAGGAGACGGUGGCAAGUGGAUACCGUCGCAGGAAACGGUCAGGAGUUUAUUGAGCGGUUUUGAGGAGAAGAGAGAUGUUAAUGGAGCUGAGAGUUUGGUGGAGGUUUUGAAGAAGGUGAAGGAUAAGAUUGGCGCAGAGAUCUUUGAGUCGUUGAUUAGAACGUAUGCUGCAGCGGGGAAGAGUCAUCCUGCGAUGCACCGGCGCUUGAAGAUGGAGAAUGUUGAGGUUGGUGAAGCGACGAAGAAGCUGCUCAAAGAAAUAUGUUCAGAGGAGUGA